AUGGGUUCCCUGCGGAGCUGGUGGAUGCUUUGGGCCGGAGCAACCCUCCUGUGGGGGUUGACCCAGGAGGCCUCAGUGGACCCCCAGAGCAGCGGGGGUGAGGAAUUCCUCACGGCCUUCCUGCAGAACUAUAAUCAGAAGUACAGCAAGGCCUAUCUCUGCCUGCUCCUCUCCAGUCUGUCGGACAGCCUCACCUCAGUCUCCAUCCUCAGCCGGGCAGAUGGCACCACACAGAAGGUCACUGUCAGGCCAGGGCAGUCAGUCUUGGUCAACAUCAGCGCCAAGGCUGAGAUGGUCGGCAGCAAUACCUUCCAGCAUGCGGUGGUGGUCCGCGCUGACCGUGCCAUCUCAGUGCAGGCGGUAAACGCUAAGCCCUACACGGCGGAUGUGACACUGCUGAGGCCUGUCCACUCUCUGGGCACUGAGUACUUUGUGCUCACGCCCUCCAGCCCUUCAUCCAGGAACCUCAAGGAGUUUGCUGUGGUGGCGGGUGCGGCUGGUGCCUCUGUCAGUAUACAGCUGAAGGGGUCGGUGACAUUCAAGGGCAAGUCCUAUGCAGCGGGUCAUGUCCUGAGUGUGACCCUGGACCCCUACCAGGUGGCCCAGGUACAGAGCACAGCUAACCUCUCGGGGUCAAAGGUCACUGCCAGCAGCCCCGUGGCUGUCCUCUCCGGCCACAGCUGUGCCCAGAAAAACUCGAACUGCAACCAUGUGGUAGAGCAGCUGCUACCCACAUCUGCCUGGGGCACCCGCUACGUGGUGCCCCCUCUGUCCUUCCACAGCCAGCACGAUGUGGUCUACGUCAUGGCCAGCCAGGCCACAAAGCUGACCUACCACCUGGGGGGCACCACUCGCUCCCAGCGGCUCCAGGCAGGCAAGGUGGCAAAGUUUGAGAUCCAGCAGUCCCGGCCACUCUACCUGUCUGCAGACAUGGGCAUCCAAGUCCUGAUGUUUGGUGCGGGUACCACCAAAGACGGAGAGACCUAUGACCCCCACCUGGUCCUGAUCCCAGACGUGGCGGCCUACUGCCCUGCCUACGUGGUGAGGAGCGUGCCAGGCUCUAAGGGUGUGGCCCUGGUGGUGGCACCAACCAAGGCUGCUGACGAGCUGACCAUGGAUGGGCAGAGGCUAGGGGCCAAACUCUCCUGGGCCGCUGUGCCAGGCAGUGAGUUCUCAUAUGCCGAAUUGGACUUUGGCACAACUGACAGUGUCCAUGUGGCCGAGGCCUCUACCAGCUUUGGGCUGCUCAUCUUCGGGCUAGACCAAGACGUGAGCUUCGGGACAGCAGCUGCCUGUGGCCGGACCCAGCGGACGCUGGAGAAGACCCCCUGUGAAGGCAAGCAGUGCGCUGCCAGGCAGCUCUGCAAGGUGGUAAAUGGGCAGGCCAGGUGCAUGGCCUCCGUGGCUACCUGCCGUGCCCAGGGUGACCCCCAUUACACCACCUUCGACGGCCGCUACUAUGACAUGAUGGGCACAUGCUUGUACUCACUGGUGGAGCUGCAGAGUGACGAUGACAGCCUGCCUGCCUUCAGCGUCGACGCCAAGAACGAGCACCGAGGCAGCCGCCGUGUCUCUUACGUGGGCUUGGUGACCGUGCGCGCCUACGGCCAUGCAGUGUCACUGGCCCGUGGGGAAGUUGGCUUCGCCCGGAUCGACAACCAGCGCUCACGCCUGCCUGCCUCCCUGUAUGAGGGACGCCUGCGAGUGUACCAGAGCGGGACACGGGCCGUGGUGGAGCUGGAUUUUGGGCUGGUGGUCAGCUACAACUGGGAUGCCCAGCUGGCACUCAGCCUGCCUGCACGCUUUCAGGGCCAGGUGCGUGGACUGUGUGGCAACUAUAAUGGUGACCCCACUGAUGACUUCCUUACACCUGACUCAGAGCAGGCUCCCGAUGCUGUGGAGUUUGCCAGCAGCUGGAAGCUGGAUGAUGGGGACUACCUCUGUGAGGAUGGCUGCCAAGAAAACUGUCCUGCCUGUACCACAGACCAGGCCCAGCUCUAUGAGGGCAGUCGUUUCUGUGGCAUGCUGACCCAGCUCAACGGCCCCUUCGCUGUCUGUCAUGAGGCCCUGGACCCCCAGCCCUUCCUGCAGGAAUGUGUGUAUGACCUGUGUGUGGUCAACGGGGACCGAGCCAGCCUGUGCCGUGGCCUCAGUGCCUACACACAGGCCUGUCUGGAGCUUGGCAUCUCUGUCGGGAACUGGAGGUCGUCAGCCAACUGCCCCCUGUCCUGCCCAGCCAACAGCCGCUACGAGCUCUGCGCCCCGGCCUGCCAAGCCUCCUGCAACCCCGACGCGGCGCCGUCCAACUGCUCAGCGCGCCAGUGUGUGGAGGGCUGCGUGUGCCUCGAGGGCUUCGUGGAGAGCGGCGGCGCCUGUGUGGCGGCCUCGUCCUGCGGCUGCAUCUACGAGGGCCGCCCACUCGCGCCUGGCCAGGAGGUGUGGGCCGACGACACUUGCCAGCGGCGCUGCACCUGCGACGCCACCACCGGCCAGGUGCGCUGCAGCGACACGCAGGGCUGCCCAACGGGCGAGCGCUGCCUCGUCCAGAACGGCCUCCGGGGUUGUUACCCUGACCGCUUCGGAACCUGCGAGGGGUCCGGGGACCCGCACUACGUGAGCUUCGAUGGCCGACGCUUCGACUUCAUGGGCACCUGCACGUACCUGCUGGCCGGCUCGUGCGGCCAGGCCUCAGGGCUGCAAACCUUCCGGGUGCUGGUGGAAAACGAGCAUCGGGGCAGCCAGACCGUGAGCUACACGCGCGCUGUGCUGGUCGAGGCCCGCGGCGUGAAGGUGGCAGUGCGCCGGAAGUACCCUGGCCGCGUGCUGGUGGACGAUAUCCUUCAGUACCUGCCCUUCCAGGCGGCAGAUGGGCAGGUGCAGGUGUUCCGCCAGGGCCAAAAUGCUGUCAUCCGCACGGACUUUGGCCUGACAGUCACCUACAACUGGGAUGCCCAUGUGACCGUCAAGGUGCCCACCAGCUACGCUGGGGCCCUGUGCGGGCUCUGCGGGAACUUCAACGAGGACCCAGCUGACGACUUGGCUCUGAAGGGUGGAGGCCAAGCUGCCAACGCACUGGCCUUCGGCAAUAGCUGGCAGGAGGAAACGAGGCCAGGCUGCGGAGCAGCCGAGCCAGGCGACUGUCCCAAGCUGGACUCCCUGGUGGCUGAGCAGCUACAGAGCAAGAAGGAGUGUGGGAUCCUCGCUGACCCCAGUGGUCCCUUCCAGGAGUGCCACCAGACGCUGGACCCACAGGGUGCUGUGCGCGACUGUGUCUAUGACCGCUGCCUCCUGCCAGGCCAGUCCGGGCCUCUGUGUGACGCACUGGCGGCCUAUGCUGAUGCGUGCCAGGCUGCCGGGGUCACCGUGCACCCCUGGAGGAGUGAGGAACUUUGCCCGCUGAGCUGCCCACCCCACAGUCACUACGAGGAGUGUUCCUAUGGCUGCCCGCUGUCCUGCGGAGACCUCCCGGUGUCCGGGGGCUGUGGCUUCGAAUGCAAAGAGGGCUGCGUGUGUGACGAGGGCUUCGUGCUCAGCGGUGAGUCCUGCGUGCCGCUGGCCUCCUGCGGCUGCGUGUACCAGGGCGCCUACUACCCGCCCGAACAGACCUUCUACCCGGGCCCCGAGUGUGAUUCCCUUUGCUACUGCGAGGAGGGCGGGCUGGUGUCCUGCGUGCCAUCCAGCUGUGGCCCUCACGAGGCCUGCCAGCCAUCCAAUGGCAUCCUGGGCUGCGUGGCUGUGGGCUCUACCACCUGCCAGGCAUCGGGAGACCCCCAUUACACCACCUUCGACGGCCAACGCUUCGACUUCAUGGGUACCUGUGUGUACGUGCUGGCUCAGACCUGUGGGACUCGGCCUGGCCUGCCCCAGUUUGCCGUCCUGCAGGAGAACGUGGCUUGGGGCAACGGGAAAGUCAGUGUGACCAAGGCGAUCACCGUCCAGGUGGCCAACUUCACCCUGCGGCUGGAGCAGAGUCAGUGGAAAGUCACGGUGAACGGCGUGGACAGGAGGCUGCCCGUGGUGCUGGACGAGGGCCGGAUCCACGUCUUCCAACAUGGCUCAGACGUCGUGAUCGAGACUGACUUUGGCCUGCGUGUGGCCUACGACCUCAUGUACAACGUGCGGGUCACUGUCCCGGGCAACUACUACCAGCAGCUGUGUGGCCUGUGUGGGAACUACAACGGCGACCCCAAGGACGACUUCCAGAAGCCAGACGGCUCGCAGGCGGGCAGCGCCAAUGAGUUUGGCAACUCCUGGGAGGAGGCGGUGCCCGACUCACCCUGCCAGCCGCCCCCCACCUGCCAGCCAGGCGACGAGGGCUGUGACAUGGAGUGUAAACCUGAGCUGCAGAACAAAUACGAGCAGCAGGAGUUCUGCGGGCUCCUCACCAGCACCACAGGGCCCCUGGCUGCUUGCCACAAGCUCCUGGACCCCCAGGGCCCCUUGCAAAACUGCGUCUUUGACCUCUGCGUGGGCGGCGGCAAUGAGAGCAUUCUCUGCAGCAAUAUCCAGGCCUAUGUGAGUGCCUGCCAGGCAGCUGGAGGCCACGUGGAACCCUGGAGGACCGAGUCUUUCUGUCCCAUGCCAUGCCCCGCCAACAGCCACUACGAGCUCUGUGCAGACACCUGCUCCCUGGGCUGCUCGGCACUCAGCGCCCCCCCGCAGUGCCCAGAGAGCUGCGCCGAGGGUUGCCAGUGUGACUCCGGCUUCCUCAGUGACGGCCAAGGCUGCGUGCCCAUCCAGGAGUGCGGCUGCUACCACAACGGCAUCUACUACGAGCCCGAGAAGGUGGUACUCACUAACAACUGCCAGCAGCAGUGCGUGUGCCAGCCCGGAAAAGGCCUGGUGUGCCAGAACCACAGCUGCGAUGCUGGGCAGGUUUGCCAGCCCUCGGGAGGUGUCCUGAGCUGUGUCACCAAAGGUGCUGGGUUGGGGCCAGGGAGGAAGCCCUCAGAGCUGGUGCCCCGGCUGACUCUGGGAAGAAACUGGCUUUCUGCCUGGCAGUCCCUCAAGGUCCUCUCUCCUCUGCCCCCAGACCCGUGCCACAGUGUGACAUGUCGGCCACAGGAGACGUGCCAGAAUAAGAACGGCCAGGGCGUGUGCGUGCCCAACUACCAGGCCACGUGCUGGCUGUGGGGCGACCCACACUACCACUCCUUCGACGGCUGGAACUUUGACUUCCAGGGCACCUGUAACUAUGUGCUGGCAUCAACCGACUGCCCAGGGAGCAAUGCCCAGGGCCUGACACCCUUCACUGUCACCACCAAGAACGAGAACCGGGGCAACCCCUCUGUGUCCUAUGUGAGGCUGGUCACCGUGACCACCCUCAACACAAACAUCUCCAUCCACAAAGGCGAGAUCGGCAAAGUCCGGGUGAACGGUGUGCUGAGGGCACUGCCUGUCUCUCUGGCCGACGGGCGGCUUUCGGUGACCCACGGUGCAUCCAAAGCGGUGCUGGCCACUGACUUCGGGCUGCAGGUCACCUAUGACUGGGACUGGCGAGUGGAGGUGACGCUGCCCAGCAGCUACCACGACGCCGUGUGUGGGCUCUGUGGGAACAUGGACCGCAACCCGAGCAAUGACCAAGCCUUCCCCAACGGCACCCUGGCUCCCUCCAUACCCAUCUGGGGCGGCAGCUGGCGGGUUCCAGGCUGGGACCCACUGUGCUGGGAUGAAUGUCAGGGGUCCUGCCCGACCUGCGCUGAGGACCGACUGGAGGAGUACGGGGGCCCCGGCUUCUGCGGACCCCUGGCCCCUGGCUCUGGAGGCCCCUUCGCCGCCUGCCAUGACCACGUGGCCCCCGAUAGCUUCUUCAAGGGCUGCGUUCUGGAUGUCUGCCUGGGCGGUGGGGCCAAGGACAUACUUUGCCAGGCUCUGGCUGCCUACGCUGCUGCCUGCCAGGCCGCCGGGAUCGUCAUUAAGGACUGGAGGACAGAGGCCGGCUGUGAGCUCCCCUGCCCGGAGAACAGCCACUACGAGCUCUGUGGCCCACCCUGCCCAGCCAGCUGCCCAUCUCCCACGCCCCCCACCAGCCCUGCCAUAUGCGAGGGCCCCUGUGUGGAGGGCUGCCAGUGUGACUCAGGCUUCGUGUUGAGUGCCGACCACUGCGUCCCCCUGGAAGGUGGCUGCGGCUGCUGGGCCAACGGCACCUACCAUGAGGCCGGCAGCGAGUUCUGGGCUGAUGCCACCUGUUCCCAGAGGUGCCAGUGCGGGCCCGGAGGUGGCUCGCUGGUCUGCAAGCCUGCCAGCUGUGGACUAGGUGAAGAGUGUGCCCUGCUGCCCUCAGGCCAGCACGGCUGCCAACCUGUCAGCACAGCCGAGUGUCAGGCCUGGGGUGACCCCCAUUACAUCACCCUGGAUGGGCACCGAUUUGACUUCCAAGGCGCCUGCGAGUACCUGCUGAGUGCGCCCUGCCAUGACCCACCCGAGGGGGCUGAGAACUUCACUGUCACGGUAGCCAAUGAGCACCGGGGCAGCCAGGCGGUCAGUUACACCCGCACUGUGACCCUGCACAUCUACGGCCACAGCUUCACCCUCAGUGCCGGCUGGCCCCGGCAGCUGCAGGUGGACGGCAAGCUGGUGGCCCUGCCUUUCCAGCUGGACUCCCGCGUGCACGCCUACUUGAGUGGCGCCGACGUUGUGGUGACCACCGCCUCCGGGAUCUCUCUGGCUUUCGACGGAGACAGCAACGUGCGCCUGCGCGUGCCGGCGGCGUACGCGGGCUCCCUCUGUGGCCUGUGCGGGAACUACAACAAGAACCCCAACGACGACCUGAACGCGGUGGAGGGGAAGCCCGACCGCUGGCAAGUGGGCGGCGCCGCGGGCUGCGGAGAGUGCGUGCCCGGGCCGUGCCCCACACCCUGCACGCCAGAGCAGCAGGAGCCCUUCGGCGGCCCCGACGCCUGCGGCGUGAUCUCGUCCCCCGAUGGCCCGCUGGCUCCCUGCCACAGCCUCAUUCCGCCCGAGCAGUACUUCCAGGCCUGCUUGCUGGACGCCUGCCAGGCUCAGGGCCAUCCAGGAGGCCUCUGCCCCGCCGUGGCCGCCUAUGUGGCAGCCUGCCAGGCCGCUGGGGCUCAGCUCGGCGAGUGGAGGCGGCCGGACUUCUGUCCCUUCCAGUGCCCUGCCCACAGCCACUACCAGCUCUGUGGUGACUCAUGCCCUGUGAGCUGCCCCAGGCUCUCAGCGCCCGAGGGCUGCGAGUCCACCUGCCGUGAGGGCUGCGUCUGCGACGCCGGCUUCGUGCUCAGUGGAGACACCUGCGUGCCUGUGGGCCAGUGUGGCUGCCUCCACGAGGGCCGCUACUACCCGCUGGGUGACACCUUCUACCCGGGCCCCGAGUGUGGGCGGCACUGCCAGUGUGGACCCGGCGGCCAAGUCAGCUGCCAGGAGGGCGAGACCUGCAGGCCCUACGAGGAGUGCCGGGUACAAGACGGUGUCCAGGCCUGUCGCCCCACCGGCUGUGGCCGCUGCCUGGCCAAUGGGGGCAUCCACUACAUUACCCUGGAUGGACGCGUCUACGACCUGCACGGCUCCUGCUCCUAUAUCUUGGCCCAAGUCUGCCACCCACAGCCUGGGGACGAGGACUUUACAAUUGUGCUUGAGAAGAAUGCAGCUGGAGAUCCCCAGCGUGUGGUGGUUACUGUGGCCGGCCAGGUGGUGAGCCUGGCUCGGGGGCCGCAGGUCACUGUGGAUGGUGAGGCCGUAGCCCUGCCCGUGGCUGUGGGUCAUGUGCGGGUGACGGCCGAGGGCCGGAACAUGGUUCUGCAGACGACCAAGGACCUGCGGCUUCUCUUUGAUGGCGACGCCCACAUCCUCAUAUCCAUCCCUUCCUCCUUCCGCAACCGGCUCUGUGGCCUCUGUGGCAACUUCAAUGGCAACUGGAAUGACGACUUUGUCCUGCCCAGCGGCGCCACGGCCCCCAGCGUGGAUGCCUUUGGAGCCGCGUGGCAGGCGCCUGGCUCCUCCCAGGGCUGCAGCGAGGGCUGUGGACCCCAAGGCUGCCCUGUGUGCUCAGCAGAGCAGACGGCACCAUACGAGAGCCUUGAGGCCUGCGGGCAGCUCAAGGACACCAACGGCCCCUUCUCAGCCUGCCAUGCGGCGCUGAGCCCCUCUGAGUACUUCCGCCAGUGCGUGUAUGACCUCUGUGCCCAGAAGGGCAACGUCACUUACCUCUGCCGCAGCCUGGCAGCCUAUACAGCGGCCUGCCAGGCGGCUGGCAUGGCCGUGAAGCCAUGGAGGACAGACAGCUUCUGCCCGCUCCAGUGCCCAGCCAACAGCCACUACUCCGUCUGCACGCGCUCCUGCCAGGGCUCCUGUGCGGCUCUCUCCGGCCUCACAGGCUGCACCACCCGCUGCUUUGAGGGCUGUGAGUGUGACGACCGCUUCCUGCUGUCCCAGGGUGUCUGUAUUCCUGUGCAAGACUGCGGCUGCACCCACGAUGGCCGAUACUUGCCGGUGAACUCCUCCCUGCUCACCUCGGACUGCAGCCAGCGCUGCUCCUGUUCCUCAAGCACUGGCCUGACGUGCCAGGCAGCCAGCUGCCCACCGGGCCGUGUAUGUGACGUCCAGGCUGGGGUCCGGGACUGCUGGGCCCCCCAUGGCCUCUGUUCCCUCUCUGUGGGUGCCAACCUCACCACCUUCGAUGGGGCCCACAGCGCCGUCAGCUCCCCUGGUGUCUACGAGAUCUCUUUCCGCUGCCCAGGAUCACAGGAGAGCAUCCCUUGGUACCGUGUGGUUGCCGAUGUCCAGCCCUGCAAAGGCAAAGUGGAAGCCGUGGCCCUGGUUCAUAUCUUCUUCCAGGAUGGGCUGGUGACUGUGACCCAAAACAAGGGCGUAUGGGUGAAUGGUCUCCAAGUGGACCUCCCAGCUGAGGUGUUAACAUCUGUGUCCGUGAGUCAGAAUCCUGACGGCUCUGUGCUAGUCCAGCAGAAGGAGGGGGUUCAGGUGCAGCUUGGCACCAAUGGGCAGCUGGCUGUGGUGGUCAGCAAUGACCAUGCUGGGAAGCUGUGUGGGGCCUGUGGCAACUUUGAUGCGGACUGGAGCAACGAUUGGCCUAACUCCCAGGAGACAACGUUGGAGAAUUGGAAAGCACCGGACUUCUCCCCAUGCUGCCAGUGUGCAGCCUGGGACCUCGGCACUGCCACAGUCACCAUUGUGUCCCCUGCACAAAGUCUGGGUGUGGGAAGAAAGGGUUGGGUGGAGGAUGAGAUCGAUAGAGGAGAGGAAGUCAAGAGAUCCAGAGGCCAGAACAGUCACAGGAUCAUCCACCUGAAUUUGGACGUCAGCAAGAAUUAUGAGAGGAGCAGCUUGGGUGGCCAUGAGCCUAGAGCCAAAAAGAUGAAGUGA
This is a messenger RNA of Budorcas taxicolor (takin), 9342 nucleotides long. It is a transcript of the gene FCGBP, whose product is annotated as Fc gamma binding protein. The transcript has 21 exons. Lineage: Eukaryota; Metazoa; Chordata; Mammalia; Artiodactyla; Bovidae. Gene Ontology annotation, cellular component: extracellular matrix. Gene Ontology annotation, molecular function: protein binding. Bases 1 to 9342 code for a protein of 3113 amino acids. The record is from RefSeq and is a predicted model, not a curated record.